GAUUGUCGACUGACAUCAGGGACGACUUCCUGUUGUGAAUUCUCUUUGCUUUGCCUACGACUUCUGGAUCGACAAUAAUAAUAAUGCCUUUAGUUAUGAAAAUGCCUCCUUAGAUUUGAAAAGAGCGAGAAAAAAUGGCCUUGGUUACUAUUCAACGUUCGCCUAGCCCAAGCACUGACCCUGACUUGGAAACUGCCGACAGCUCUGAAGAUGUAAGUGAUGGACGUUCACAGAUUCGCAAAAGGUCGAAGACACCACGGGAAAAGCUGAGAAAAAUAUUCAGCACUGUCCGCUUUAUCUCAAAGCUCAGGCCAUGCCUGAGCGAGAGCUACUUCACCGUGAAGGGGGCGGCGCUCAUCCUCCCACACAACGAGUGCAACAAGAAAUCUGUCAAGAAAACUCAUGGAGGAGAGCUCCAGAGCCACCUGCAGGCUAUGCUACAUCUGCUGCGGCCCGAGGACAAGAUCAAAAUUGCGGUGCGACUGGAGGACACGGUGCCCACCUACCACCGGUACCUGGCCGUGGUCUCCACCAACGGGAAGCAGGACACAGAGGAGGCGGUGGUGCUGGGCAUGGGCUGUUCUGGGACCGAGGCGGACAUCGGGCUUGUCAUGCCUGUCUGGAUGGGGCUACGGCUGCAGCUGGGCGGGGAUGGAGGGUUCAGUUUGUGCAUGGAUGAGCUGGCCUAUCUGUUCAAGCCAGUGUCGGUGCAAGCCAUGUGGUCAGCGAUUCAGCACCUGGUCAAGGUGAUGCAUGUGGCAGAAGACAGGAAGUACAUUCACGACGGCCUCACGCACACCUGGGUCGGCUACUACCGCUCGCGCAUCGACCAUCGAGACACCGCGAAAACGUGCCAGUGGAACAACGAGGGUGUGGACACUUACGCUCCGUCAUCUCUGUCCAUCAACUCUGACGAUGAGAACGAGCAGAUCAAACGUGUCAUCAGCCAGAAGUUGAAGGAGGUCAUGAUGACUGUCGAUUUGGACGAGGCCACGUCAAUUGGGCUGAGGAAGGCAGUGGAGGCAAAGAUGGGGAUCUCUCUGACCUCGUUGAAAAGCUACUUUGACGAAGAAGUGAUGAGGAUUCUGGGACAGAUGGACGAGCCCUCCAAGAUUCUGGACUUCCUGUACCUGGGCUCGGAGUGGAACGCCUGCAACCUGGAGGAGCUGAAAGGAAAAGGGAUCGGCUACAUCCUGAACGUGACGCGGGAAAUUGACAAUUUCUUCAUGGGCAUGUUCCAGUACUACAACGUACGUCUCUACGACGUGGAGGAGUCGGACCUCCUCAAGCACUGGGACAAGACCUACAAGUUUAUCGCCAAGGCCAGAGAUCACAAUUCCAAAGUACUCGUCCACUGCAAGAUGGGCAUCAGUCGAUCAGCUUCAACCGUUAUGGCGUACUUAAUGAAAGAGAACCGCUGGGGCGUCGAUGAAGCCUACCAGUUUGUGAAAAGCCGCCGUAGCUGUGUGCGUCCCAACGAAGGCUUCAUGGAGCAGCUGCACAUGUAUGAGGCUAUCCUCACUGCCAGCAACAAACGAGACAUCUUUCGCUGUCAGUCGGAUCAGAAUCUGCUGGAUGAGCCGGGCAAGGAGGAGAUGGACACGUCCCAGGGCUCUUUUUUAGGCGACAGUCUCUUCCAUGUGAUGUCUCACUCUGAGUGGCCCACGGCUGCUGGGAGUGGGGCUCAUGAGGAAGAGUGGAUGCACCAACUUCACACAGGGUCUGUUCCCAACUCAGACUUGAUGCACAUAGAAGCAGACGUGGAAACAGAAUCUCGCAGCGCCGACUCUAUAGAGGAGGCUCUACCAGAUAUGCCAUCGCCCCCUCCCACAAAUCAAAGGGAGGUUAUACUCACGUCUGCUGACCAAAGUCUUUCAGCAACUUUAUCAUCAUCAUCACCACCAACAGGAGCGACCGUGGGUUUAAUGGAGGGAGGAGAUAGGGCUUGCGGAGGUCUGAGCUUUGUUGAUACAGCUGAGGGCAACAUGUGGCUCAAGCAGGAAGGAAUAGAUGAUGCAGCAUACCUCUCGAUGCAGGGAGGAGGGGGGAUGUCCAACGCUGCCCUCGGUCCAUCGCGAAUUCGGCCGGACAGCUCUUGGAUCCGGCUUGAUGCCGUUGAAGAUGAGACUUCUACGGACGGUCCCCCAAAAAUUUCGGAGGAUGGCGAAGAGCAGACUCUGCCGUCGGGGGAGAGUUCUGUGGCGUGUGAGAUUUUGGACGACGCUAUGGCUCCGUUCGGGGAUGGAAGUGCUAGCGGAGGUCACGGCAGGGUCGAUGCGGAUGGUCGCGGCUUGUUAUUCUUACAAGACGCCACCGUCACAGACAGUUCCGACUUUAGUGAGGAUGCGAAGAAUAAGCCGGAUGCUCACUGUGAGGUCACACAGACUCCGACGAACCUAUCCCCCAGCAGUUUGCACAGCGCGCAAGUAGGUCAGCCGUCCGCCUUCACAAAGUACGUUGCCGAAGACUCGCAGCACCAGCAGCAGCAGAGGCGGGCUGAGCCAUCUCCCCGUGAUGCCUCCCAGCUCGACCCAUCGGCAAAAAUAGCAGGAGCAACCAAGGGCGGGUUCCUCAACACCUGUCAAUCACUGCCACAUCUGCAACAGGCCACGCCCAUCUCGUCUGUCCCUCCCGCCACGUCAUCGGCCCCACAUCAGCUCCCAGCAGGGAGAGUUGCCAGAGAUAAACUCCCUUUGGGUGUGACAAUGUCGUCAUCGUCUUCGUUAUCGUCACAUCGGCCACAGUUUGCUGACCCAGUUCUCUGUGGUGCAGGGGAGGAGGCGGUGUCCAAGUCUGGCACACACAGCCCAGGGGAAGAAGAGGCGGGAUUGGCUACUGAGUCCGAUAAGCCUCUCCUCAGAAAGGAGGGAGAUAAAGGAGAACCUUUGGCAGAGCCACCGGCCGGGAAGAUUCCGCUGAGCAAAGUGGAGCUGGGAGUGAGGCAGUACUUCUUUCGGGAGAAGAUCCCCUGGAACCCGGGCCGCGUGCGCAAGAUGCGGGAAGAAAUUAACACAACGGGGCAGAUCUGGGGAGAGGAUGCGGAGAAGGGGUCACCCGGCUCAGGGGAGGGAAGCGAGGAGGGUAGCAGCGGUGGUGGAAAUGGAUGGCUCUGUCCUGCUGGGUCAGAAGUGAGCAGCGACCAGGCGCUGCUGGAGCAGCUAGCUGAGCAGCCGGCCUUGACCCCUCUGUCGCAGUCGCAGAGCUGCAUGGAGCUGUACGUACUUCCACCGGCCGCUGAGGGGGAGGAGUCGUGCCCCUUGAGCCUGUACCAGAAGGAGGAAAUCCCGCUGGAGCCCGGCACCGUGCUCAGGACGCGGCUGGAGAUUGAGGAGAGACAGCGUUUGUUUUGCGGUGAGAGUGACCAGGAGAUUUUCGGCACCACUCGGCCCGUGGUCCGCACAGCCAGUCUCAAGCGAGAUUCGGAGAGCCCUCGGCCGCGCUACUGUGAGCAGCGGCGGAUGACAUGCGGGCCCAUCAUGUCGCCGCUCAGCGGGAAGUCUCUGGAUGACCUCCGACCUGUUGGGUCAGCUGACGACAACGACAUCAGCAACUUUUCAUUUCCUGUUUUCCGCGGUUUUCCAGGUCAAGCAGAAACUACGGAGGGCGGAGAAAGGAAGACAGCGGAGCAGAUGAGGGAGAGUUCGUGUGGUCAGGUACUGGCUACCAGUAAAGAACCAGACACAACUGUGCCUGACCAGUGGUCAAGCAUGGCUGGAGCCUCGGAGUCGACCAUCAUCGAGCCCGGACUGGUCAAGAAACAGACACAAGAACUGGAGCAAAAGUGUGACCUUGAGAGGUCAGUAACGUGUGCUGUCCCAGAAGGCCUUUCCGCGGACCAGACCAUGGAUGGUCAGCAUAUGGCAGAAACAACAGACACGCCACGCGCCAUAAAGGGUAACUUUGACGACGAAACGCUGGCGCUGAUCAGGGAGAUUGGCUCAGCUCUGUUGAUGAGUCCCACCCCGCAGAAAUCGGCGCAGGAAGACAAUGAAGAGGAAGAGGACUCCUGUUCCAAUAUGGUUCGCUACUUCGUGCGCAAAAUCGAGAAGCAAGCCAAGCCAUCUCCUGUAGAGUCAUCUGGAAGUAACGCUCUCGUAGACAUCUGUGGUCAAAAGCCAUCUGAAAUUCCGUCGAAAGAGGAUGCCUUGAGAUUAGCGCAACAAAGGGCCGUCUCCACUAUAGGAGUUGCUGUCUCAGCUCAUCUGUCGGGCCAGUGUGCGGAACAUUCUGGAGGUUUCAGAAUGCAAGACAUGUCAUGUGGUGAGGGGGCCUUCCGAUCAGUGGGUCAUGUCGCCAUGGGAGAUCAAGCGAGCGGGACAGAGGGAGGGUUUCCCAUCUCACCAGGCCGCUCUGCUGUCGCUGGAGAUGAAGGGAGGAAACUUGGUGCUGCAACAACGAGUCCACAGUCACCGGGUAGUGGUCUCCACUUGCCCCUGGACAGAAUGGACGAAGAGAGUUUGUCGUCGGUCAGUCUGACAUCCUCUCCGAUGGUGAGUCGAGCGGGGCACUCGAGCAGCGAGGAGCCCUCCGUGGUCAGGCAUUUGGUGGGCAGGUUUGAGAUCAAAAGCCCGGACCGAAUGACUCCCGAUUUCGGCCAGGAUUACUCGCUGAAACACCGAGAUUCUGCCAUGGACUCCUCGCCGUGCAGAGGCUCUCCAGAAUCACAGAGUGACUCUAGUAAAACGACUUCACUCUAUCCUACGAGUGAUGGAAGCCAGUUUGGGAGUGCAACAGGUGACUUGGCUGGCACAGAGUCCAAAUCCAACAAGUUAUUUUCUACGCCCAUGGAGACGGGCGGCGAGGUUCCACUACACUUUCAGCAAUCAAAAUUUCCGGGCACCUCUCCCCCAAUGUCGUCAGUGCCGCCGUCUGUUGCCCUGGGUACAUCUCCGCUGUCAGUGUCAUCCCACAUGGCACGACAGAAGCAUCGAACCCCGGAGGCUCAGCACACUCUGCGAUCCGCUGGGGCAGCCACCAAAAGUAGUUUGGCUUUUGACAUUGCAGUUGAACUUUAUGAGUUAGGGGACACUCCCAAGACAGAAGGGGACGCCAUGACUGCGGAGAAAAUCGACGAUUCCGACGUUGCACUGCGACAACCGGUUCCCACCCCGUUCAGCAAAGACGGCCUUAUGGCCUUGGAGAAGAAAAGCUGGCGUCCAGUGCGGCCGCAGUCCGGCGGUGGCGGUCACCACAGUCAGAGACAUUCGGUGUCCGAGGGUCAGUUUGACCCCAUGGGUUCUUUACACGGGAGCUCGGGAGACAAGAGGAGCGGCGGGCAGCAGUUGGAGCUGUACGAGUCUCCGCACGGCCUGGAGGUGGACACCACGCUGCGGCAGGUGUCGGACGAAGGGCGGAAGAUCCGACGGCUGCACGGCAAAUCCCACCCGCUGACAAAAUUGUCGCAGAAGAGAGUGGGGGGUGGUCCAUUUCACAGCUCAAUGUGAUGAUUCAAAAAGGAAAAACAAAACAAAAGAGCUGCUACCAAGAGAUAUUAUACCGAAAGGAGAGAGUGGAGUAGGGUAGACCCCCCCCCCUCACACAAUCUUUCAACACUUCUCCUUUCUCUUUCAUUAAAUGCAUGUGUGCACGUUGCCAUUUCUCAAAAGUGCACCACCGGAGGACUGGGUUCACGUGGCCGUCUACUGGCUCAAGUACUUCACUUUUCACAAGGAGCUGAGACUCAUUGCCUUACCCGCCGCAAUAAAGUGUGCCGAUUCGCCAGUGCCAGCUCCAUGCCAAGCCAAAAGACGGGACGGAUAAGAUACGACAAGAGGACUAGAUUUCGAAACGGUUUGCUUUGCAGAUGACUAUCUUGCCCUAAACUUUAAUCACAGCGAGGAAUUACAUGUAUGGAUGUUCAGAUUCAAAGAGUUGAAGAUAUUCUUCUGCUUUGCUCCUUUUGUAGAGUAUAGGGCUAUAUAUGUAUGAGGCAUAUAUGUUUGCAAUGUGAUAGAGUAGUUAUUGGUAGCGAGUGUGUGUGUGUGUGUGUUUCUUUUAGUGUGUUUGUUACAUAGUCAAGCUCUGCAAAGACGUGUUUGAUCGAGGAGUGAUGCUGGUUUUGACUCUGAACAACUUCUUUGAAAGUUUUUGACAUGAACAAAUGAUAGCGGUGGUAUUAUAAUGUAUUUCUUUCACAUAAAUGUGUCUCGUUGCGGUGGAACCGGGCACUCGUCAAUUUUUGGCCAUGUGGAGUUAUUGGUAUCUUCUGAAAGCUUAUUCAUUUGCCUUGAUUUUUAUGGAAAAAAAA
Messenger RNA from Aplysia californica (California sea hare), 6247 nucleotides. RefSeq lists its product as uncharacterized. The record is from RefSeq and is a predicted model, not a curated record. The transcript is spliced from 21 exons. Gene Ontology annotation, biological process: actin cytoskeleton organization; protein dephosphorylation; negative regulation of actin filament polymerization. NCBI's taxonomy places the organism in Eukaryota, Metazoa, Mollusca, Gastropoda, Aplysiida, Aplysiidae. The coding region runs from base 135 to 5444 and encodes 1769 amino acids. Gene Ontology annotation, cellular component: cytoplasm. Gene Ontology annotation, molecular function: actin binding; protein tyrosine/serine/threonine phosphatase activity.